AUGGCCCCCACGACCGCCAUAACCCUCUAUUCCACCCUCGCCCUCCUCUGCACCACCACUUUCCUGAAUGUCGGCGGCGCUUCACCUGUCCUCGACCCUCUCUCCUCGACACAGCACCUCCUCCAGCCCGGGUCAGAGCUAGGCCCAGAGCAUCCAGACGCAGCGUUCUACCACAUCCACCCCAUCACCGAUUCCCCGUCCCUAUCCCCCUCCCUCUCCUUUUCCUCUGAGGAGGAGGAGAGGGAGGCAUACAAAGCCCCCAGCUGGUUCGAAUCCACCCUCCUCGCCCGCCGCCUGCUCGCCCUCUCCCCCACCGGCACCGCCUCCACGAUCUUCCCCUCUCCACUCCCCGCGAACAGCCGCGCCUACGCCCACAUCCCCGAGGAUGUCGCCGGCCACUCCAUCAGCCUGACCGAGUACCUGUCCGACUGCGAGCACGCCCUCUUUCCAACCACCUCCAGCCCCUCCUCCUCAUCAUCCCAAGAGAAUGAAGAAGCAACAGGACAAGGCAACCCAAUCUUCCUGGCCCUCAACGUCGCCACGACCUUCCGCAACACAGCGCACGGGUCGAACCUCUCGCUCUCCCUGUCGUGGUGGGACCACGUCAACCGCACCGAGCCCGUGUUCCCCGGGUUUCCCCUGAGUCCCGCGGGGUUACCGCGCGUCACGCUGCUGGGGUAUGUGGAGGGGAUUGAUUUCGAGGCGGUAGCCCGUUCGACUGGUAGGGAUAGGGACGAGGUGGAGGCGCGACUGACGGAGUGUUAUCUGCGUGCGCAUCCGGAUUCGAAGGCGUGGUUGCCGCACCGGAAGGGGGCGCCGCAUGAGAGUUUCUGGGCGCGGUUGGUGGUGCAGCAGGUUUAUUGGGUCGGGGGGUUUGGCGGGUUGCAGCAGAUUGGGUGGGCGAAUUUGUCGGAGUGGAGGGGCAUUGGACGGUGGGGGUCGGCGGGGGAUUUGGGGGAUGGGAGUCGGAGGGGGUGGGAGGGGGUGCGGUUGCCUGGGGAGGAUGAGUAG
Aspergillus aculeatus ATCC 16872 is the source of this 1011-nucleotide messenger RNA. RefSeq lists its product as uncharacterized. NCBI's taxonomy places the organism in Eukaryota, Fungi, Ascomycota, Eurotiomycetes, Eurotiales, Aspergillaceae. The record is from RefSeq and is a predicted model, not a curated record. The transcript has a single exon. The coding region runs from base 1 to 1011 and encodes 336 amino acids.